AUGAAGCUCCCCAAGCGUCGUCCCUCGUAUUGGGCAGAACAUUUCCCGCUUUCUCUCGCUCUCUCGUUCCCGCUCUCUGGGGUUUUGGUUCUUGUCUUGGAUUUGGGCUUCGAUUUGAUCGUGGUGGGAGAUAAGGGCGCGAAAGCUGAUGGGGAGACCAUCUCAGAAUGGAGCUCCAGCCUUCCGUUUUACUCCAAACGAGGUAAUGGAAAUGGAAUCAUGCCUGCGUGAUGCCAAUAAUGGGAUGCCUGCACGGGAGGUUCUAGUUAUGCUUGCAGAAAAAUUCAGUGCAUCGGCCGAGAGAUCUGGAAAGGUUGUUGUGCAAACAAAGCAGGUAUGGAAUUGGUUUCAAAAUAGGAGGUAUGCUCAGAGGGCUAGAUCAGCUAAGCCUCCUGCAAAAUUAUCAAUUUCACCUCUUCCAAGGGAUGAUUCCAUUUCAUCAAGGCAUGUGAUUCAUCCUGCUCCUGCUGCAGCAGGAAAACAUGUUUCUGAUGGCUCCCAAAUGGAGUUUGAAGCCAAGUCAGCUAGGGAUGGUGCAUGGUAUGAUGUUGCGAGCUUUGUUUCUCAUAGGAUGUUUGAGACUGGUGAUCCGGAGGUUUGUGUAAGGUUUACAGGGUUUGGUUCUGAAGAAGAUGAAUGGAUUAAUGUGAAGAAGCAUGUCAGGCAGCGCUCACUUCCAUGUGAGGCUGCUGAGUGUGUUGUUGUACUUCCAGGAGAUCUUAUACUCUGCUUCCAGGAAGGCAAAGAACAAGCUCUUUAUUUUGAUGCACAUGUUCUUGAUGUUCAAAGGAGGAGGCAUGAUGUGCGUGGAUGCCGUUGCAGGUUUCUUGUGCGCUAUGAUCAUGACCAGUCUGAGGAAAUAGUGCCUUUGAGAAAAAUUUGCCGUCGCCCAGAAACAGAUUAUAGGUUGCAACUGCUGCAUUCUUCCAAGAAUUUGCCAACGUCAGACCUGAAGGCUGCUAUUCAUCACAGUAAAGACUCUCCUUUUCUGAGCUCUUCAAGGGAAUAUCAUUCAAAUGUGCCAAAGCCCAAGAAGCAAGAUAAACUAGUGGACACUCUUGUAGAUGGGUCAGCAGCGGGUAGAGCAGAGAAAGAUUCAUCAGCUGCUGAUAAUUCUGCCCCAGUUGCUUCCGCUGAAAAGGAUUUAGUUGACUGUGAAGCGAGCGUCGAUGGUGAUAACAAAUUAACAGUUGAUGACCGUGAAAAAAGUUAGCAGCUGGUUCCCUUUUCUGCCACCUAUAAAAGCUCCCUCGUUUUGUUUUCCUUUUCCAUGAAAUUGCCAAACACUGUAUCAGCAGCCUUCUUCAACUCUGUACAUAUAUGUGCACGUAUACUAUGAGGAAUUAUUUACCUCUCUCUCAUACGUGUGAUGCUAGCAAGGCGCAACUUCAAAUUCUUAUUAGGUGACCUUCAAUGCCUGGAGAAGGCAUCCCUAAGGGGAUUUGGUAAAUUAGGCAGGUCAUCGUCUGACAUGAAAGCAGUUAUAAUCAGAGCCUAACAGGUGCACUCCAUCUGUAAAGCAAAAAGCACGCUUUGCCCCUGUUUCCGAGAGAUCAGCCCGAGGCUUUUUUGCUGCGGGGGAGUGCGGUUAAGGCCGACUGCUGCGUUGCGGUUUCCUGCGGCAAAGAAAAUUCUCGAGAGUUGAAAGGGUGGACUUCUACCUCUUUUUUAUUCAAGAAAUGGAUGUUUGUGGAGUAAGUUACAAAUUACUUGCUUCUGAAAGGAUGUAUUGAGAUAAACAUCAUUUUUUCA
This is a messenger RNA of Nymphaea colorata (pocket water lily), 1752 nucleotides long. Its product is annotated as protein SAWADEE HOMEODOMAIN HOMOLOG 2-like. The coding region runs from base 149 to 1213 and encodes 354 amino acids. The transcript has 9 exons. The record is from RefSeq and is a predicted model, not a curated record. NCBI's taxonomy places the organism in Eukaryota, Viridiplantae, Streptophyta, Magnoliopsida, Nymphaeales, Nymphaeaceae. Gene Ontology annotation, molecular function: DNA binding; chromatin binding.